GACGCUUCAGUAGACAGUUCAGGAUACGAUGGAUGAGUUAUUUUGGAUUAUAUUAGUACAGAUGUUUAUGGCUUUUCUGAUUCAGACUCCGGAGACCAGUUGGUAUGUUGAGUGUGGAAAUGUUAAACUUGAAGUCCCUGUUCAAGGUUGGCCGCAAUAAAAGGAGCUCUUCUAAAUUUAGACUUGUCCGUUUACGUUGUCCACGUAACCACGCUCGUGCCUGUACAGGCAUUUUAUUUCAUUGUGAUUGUGAGUGGGAUCCUGUACAGAAGAAGAAGAAGAAGAAGAAGAAGAAGAAAUUUAUCGAGUUGUCAGUAUGCUAA
Molecule: messenger RNA, 323 nt
Organism: Cotesia congregata
Lineage: Eukaryota; Metazoa; Arthropoda; Insecta; Hymenoptera; Braconidae
Source: the annotation of a GenBank genome assembly